Molecule: messenger RNA, 3812 nt
Organism: Pomacea canaliculata
Lineage: Eukaryota; Metazoa; Mollusca; Gastropoda; Architaenioglossa; Ampullariidae
Product: lisH domain-containing protein ARMC9-like
Exons: 26
Coding region: 504-2969 (821 amino acids)
Biological process (GO): cilium assembly
Cellular component (GO): ciliary basal body; ciliary tip; centriole
Molecular function (GO): protein binding
Source: RefSeq, a predicted model, not a curated record
CGUGCAGAAACAUGCUUUCGAUAAGGUCUCCAUUGCUCGAAGAGUACUUCCAGCUCUUUCUGUGAUCCCAAUGGCCCCAGGAUCUUGAAACCCCAAACCAGAAUGCACGCUGUGUGCUUUCUAUGCUCCACGACGCAUUGUCAGCUGUCCCGAGACAGAAAGAGGUAAGUUAUCACUCUUGUCAAGAGCGGGUGCAUCAACUUGAGUACACGUCCGUGAGGGCAUGGACGUGUAUAGGUGGACUGAUGGCUGUAUGCCGAGACUCACUGUCGGCCUCUUGCGAGGGGAUCUACAUUCAUGGUGAGGGUGUGUGCAUGUGCUCAAACUGUCUGUGUUCUCAAACGGCCGCAAUACUGAAAGUUCAGACUCUCUAAAACACACGAAACUGGAAGUGACGUAGUUGGCAUGCAACCAUGUAAACAGCUUCGAUUCAGGAGUCCUCUACUAUAGCAAGGUCUUGUUCUCCGUGGAGACCGCAGUUCUUCAUGUAAAGUGGGCAGAACAUGUCUGGAAACCUUUCAGUCGUGGCUUUUGAAGGAGAACUCAAUACAAUAGUUAAAGAAUAUUUGGACUUUGGAGGCUUUGACAGCACUCUGAAUGCAUUUGAAAAGGAAUGCAAGGAAAAGAAUAAGGCCAUUGACAUCCUUGACAAGAGGGCCCAUGGAGAUGAGAAGCUACUUGCUGUGCAGAAUCAGAUGAUGGAGUUUUUCCAUGAGGGCAGAAGUGACUUCUUUUUCAACCUUUGGCAAGACCAUCUUCCACAGGCAUUACGGGACACAGAUAGUGUGGCUCAGAAACUGGAGUUUUAUUUGAACAUAUACUUUGCUGCCUAUCCCAUCAAAUAUAACCAGCCACAGAAUGAGACAGAAGCAGCAAUGUCCAAGUUCAAGAAAUUUAUUGAGACUCGGGGAUCAAAUCUCAGUCAGACAACAGAGUUCCUUCCAUACUAUGCCCUUCCCUUUGUUACCAACCCAAAGACACAUCCCUCAUAUAGAGAAAUCUUUGCUGAGGGCUGGUCUAAAGAUCUGGCAGUUAGAGUUGAGAAAUUCCUGACACUGGCCCUGAAGUCUACCACGCAGCCUCGCUUGUUUGACCUUUAUCGUGGUACACAAACUGAUUUCAAAGGAAACCAGCAACAAAUCUUAUUGUUGCAGCAACAACUGAAUGAUGCAGAAAGAAAAACACUUACCUAUAUUCGCCGUCACAACAAAGUUCAGGCAGACUAUCAUGGCCUGAUAGGAAUCACUGCUGACCUUGUUGAUGCUCUAGAAUCUACAGUUCAAGGCAAACCGGUUGCUGACAAAAUCACACCAGAAUAUCUUCAGCAGCUGUGUACUCGCCUUUUUGCAUCCCACAUCAGCGCUUCUGUGGAUCUGACUCGACCUGGGACAGCAGGUGAAGCCCUGAGAGCCUCUGUGGCGCCAAAAAGAUCAGGACAGCUGGAUGCUGAGGCCCACAUUAACCUCGACUAUGCCAAGAUCAAGGCUGACCUUCAGAGCGCAGAUGACCGUAGGAUAGCUCUCAUUCUUCAGGCUCUGCGUUGGCGACUGACACAGUCCAGUCCAGAAAGACGAGAUAGGAUCAUUCGAGAGUAUGUGCAGCAUGAUAUCCUAGGCUGCUCAGCUACAGGCCCAUACAGGGAGAGAAUAAUGCAGAUGUUGAAGACAAGCAGUGAGGCAGUCAAGCAGUACCUGGCACGUCUCUACAACGCCCUGGCCUCCCUGUGUUAUGGUCGGGGCUACUUGGCCAUGAACCCUGACCUGUUACCUGCUUUGAUGGACAUUCUUCGUGGUGGGGAACACCGUGACCUGGUAGCUCAGGAGAUGGUGCUGGGUGCCUUGCAGAAACUCAGCCUAAGACGACAGCUGCAGUCAGCCAUGAUAGAGCGUGGUGUGGUGGAAUGGCUGGUGGGAGUUUUGGAAGAUAAUGAUGCCCUUUCAGACUAUACCUUGGAGUACUCUGUUGCCCUGCUUAUGAACCUUUGCCUUCGUACUGCAGGGAAGAAGAGAUGUGCAGCCCAUGCUCACCAGACCCUCCAGAUUCUGAGUGAUUUGCUGGGGCAUGACAACCAGGAGAUACGACCGUAUGUCAAUGGAGCUCUCUACAGCAUUCUGGCCAUCCCCUCCAUUCGAGAGGAGGCCAAAGCAAUGGGCAUGGAAGAGAUUUUGCGAUGCUUCAUCAAAGAUGAUCAGCCAGAUAUGAACCGUCAGAUAGAGUUUAUCAUCAAACAGCUCAACUCCAAUGAGAAUGGAGAAGAAUAUGAAUCAGAUGACGAAGAUGAUGAUGAAGAAGACGAAGAAGACCAAGAUGCUCUAGAAGCAGACCUGGACAAGGAAGAACUGCUGCGUGCACAGGCAGGUGAACUUGGUGGAGAGCUUCUCCUAACCACCCACUACCCACUAAUAGCACCCCCAGACUCCUCAAAGGGCAAGAGAAAGCCAGGGGAUAUUCAUCAGGAUCAUCCCUUACAAAGACCAGUGACACCUGGUCAGCGCCGAGGUGCCUUUGAUGUGAGAAGUGCUAACCCCUCCAGGCCCAGUUCUGUAACAGACUUUCGUGCUUUGACACCAGGAACUGCACGGUCUGAUGGAGUCACCAAAGAGAUGGUCCGCCCACCAACACGCAGUGGUUCCAGACCAACAUCUCAGGAUUCUGCUAACAGAGCACUGUCUGGUGUGAGACCAUCAAGCCAACACAAUGAUCGGGCUGUCAGACCCUCCACAAGGGCCAUGGAAAAAAUGGGAUCUGAUGUCAACCUCAAUGAAUAUAAGCAAGCAUUUGGAUCUAAACCACGAAUUCCACGCACACCCGACACCAACGGUCCCAGCCGAUCAGCAACUCGUGGCUCUUUGAAGGAGAUGCUGCUCCAGCCACAGUACUCACAAUCUGGCCCUCGUCCCAGUUCUGCAGGAAAAUCAGGUCCUGCGAGUCCACACAAAAAGUCAACAACAAAUAGCAGCAAACCUUAGAUACCAUGUGACAGAACUGUCAUGUGGACUGCCCCUGUCCUGAGAGGAUGAAAGGACCUCCAUUGCUUGUUGGUUUGUGUUAAAGGACUAGUAGGAUGAUAAUUGUCUUCUGAUGCUUGGGGGAAACUCCAUGCCAGAUACUAUUCCUCAAAUCUGGGUGAAUAGACUGACAUUUGUUUUUCUGGAGAUGCAUGCCUACACACAUGAUGCGCAGAAAGAGGUCAAAAUUAUGUCACGUUUGUACACAGGUAUGCCUAAUCAACAAAUAUUCCAGUUUGCACAUUGACUGAGGCCUUCAGAAUGUACACAUGUCCAUGUACAAUCCUGACAUCUGUGCAUGCUGAUCUUUGUAGGUUAGUAUCUCAAGAAUGGAGGCUUAACUUUCACAUUGAUUGCACUGACUUUACCCAAUCAUGAGGAAAAAACUUUGCACUCCAUUAGUCCUUUAACACUGGUAGCUCAUUUUGGACUUCUCAGUUUUUCAAAUUGCACAUAAGUGAUUCUUGUGAACUGUGCUGUUACUGGUUCUGAAGCAUGACUCUGUGACAUCUGACCCCAUUGAUUAAUAUAUUGUGGUGUUUUGUUACUCUCUGUCAUGGAGCCAGUGAUGUUAAUUAGACGGAUAUGAGUAGAGAGAACAAAUAGAAAUGAGGAACUGGUGGAGAGAGAACUUAAGCUCAGCACAUAGACAUUGACACACAGACUGACACACAGACACAAAUGUUGACAGACGCAAACAUUGACACAGACUAACAUAGAUACAGACGUUGCCAUAUAUUCAUUGACACAGAGGUGAUGGAUUAAGUUUGGCCUUACAGAGAAUAAAGACAACACAGUUUCUGA